Messenger RNA from Drosophila suzukii, 2516 nucleotides. It is a transcript of the gene Nepl9, whose product is annotated as Neprilysin-like 9. Gene Ontology annotation, biological process: proteolysis. Lineage: Eukaryota; Metazoa; Arthropoda; Insecta; Diptera; Drosophilidae. Gene Ontology annotation, molecular function: metalloendopeptidase activity. The record is from RefSeq and is a predicted model, not a curated record. Gene Ontology annotation, cellular component: plasma membrane.
UGCGCAGUUUUCGUGGAACAAAACAAUCGCUCGGACCGCAAUAAAAAUAUAAUUUAAAUGCGCUGGAAGCUUCAGUUUGUUGUGAUCGCUAUUGUAAUUCAAAUAGUAAGGUCUCAAAAUGAUCAGGAUUCGGAUGCGGAAGUGGAAACGGAUUUUGGUUCGAAAGCGGAGUUGACGUUUUUUACCAAGCUGUACGAUAGCAACCUGCGAAAGAUGGUGAAAAUUAAGAACAACUCAUCGGAUCCGUGUGAUGAUUUUUAUGCCCAUGCCUGCGGAAAUUUUGAUCGAGAACUAGAGGAAAAUCCAGAUGAUUUUCUGCCACCAUAUCUCUAUAACAAACAGGACCGAAUGGACUUCUUUUCGUCUGAGGUUGGAAAUUUUGAAACCAUACCAGGAAAAUUGAUUUCACAACUUUAUGCGGAGUGUCGAAAGAGGGGAGAAGGUAAUUUUUUUGGUGGAACUUCCAAAACCACCCAGUGGGAGCGUCUGCUGGAGGAAAUUCCCUUCCUGGCCAAACAUGAGCAGGUGCUCUCUUCCUGGCCUUUUCUCAGACAUCAAUGGGAGAGAAGACAACUCAAUGGCCAGCUCAAUUGGAUAGUUCUAUCGGCUCAACUGGCAGCCCAUGGUUUACCCACCUUACUGCGAAUCUACUUUGCCCUGGAUGCGAUUUAUGUGACUCCCAUGGAGGAUCUGCCCUGUCCCAGUAUGGAGGAUUUCAAAUCUACCCUAUCUGAUGUCUUAAAGGGUCGUCAUCAUCAAGCCUCCCAUAUAAUAGCACAUGAGAUGAGGGUUCUUUGUCGUGGAAUGAGGGGAGAACUGCCGUUGGCUAGGAGUUUAACUAGGAAUGGGAGGACUUCAACCCAAAAACCCAGUCAAGAACAGCUGAUCCUGGAUGAAAACACCAAGGACUAUUUUCAGCUCUUUUUUGCCGAACUUAACUUCUCUAAGGAGCAGCUGGAAAUGGCCCGAAAGUUUCCCCUAGAUGUGGAGAAGAUCAGCCAAGCCUGGGAAGUUCUUAGGCAAACAGAACCCCGAAUAGUCUACAACUAUGUGAUGUGGCAGGCCAAGGAGCAGCUCCGAUAUCCGGAUUGCUAUAAAAUAUCCGAGGAAUUCGAGAGAUUACUGCACUCGGAAUACUGGCAAUGGCAUGUUUUAAGUCCUCAUCUAACUAGGGAUGUGGCUUUGGCUGCCUAUCAACUGCAUACAACCCGUUUCCAGAAGAUAAGAAGAGCCAGUCUUUCUAGAAGAGAUUGGUAUGGUCAUCUUUGGCCAGCUUCGGUGGAGAAAAAGGAGCUACAGGUGGCACGCAUCCUACAGGCUCAUGCUCAGAACUAUCUUAAUAUCACAGAACUUAACGAAAAUUAUGGAGAUUUGGGUUUCGCCAAUAACUCCUUUCAUGGUAAUCUCCUGGUCCUCCGAAAGGCUCAGCUUCGUCAUAGUUUUGCAUCGCCUUAUGUGGAUGAAGAGGAUGUGAAUCAACCACCCUAUUUCCUGAGGCACUUUCUCCACUUCGUACUGCUCUCAUUGCAUCGACCGACAUAUCACUAUUAUGCCACUCAGGGCUUGGAACUUUGGAGGCAAUCCCGACUUCUCUUGGACACCGAUGGUCGCUAUACCGCUAUGGACUGCCUCGAAAGGCAAUCUUUGCAGCACUACGACGCAGAAUUGGCUCCAAUUUAUAGACCACUUGGCUCGGAGGAGGUCGCAGAGACCUUUCAUUUCUACCGUUCGUUUCAGUAUUCCCUCAGGGAUUAUCACUUCUGGCUGCAGGGUGAGAGAUUUGCCUUCGCUGAGACCGCCGUGCUGCAGUUCUUCGGAUUGGAUCCCCAAAAGGUGCUCUUCUAUGCGGUGGCCCAGCAGUUGUGUAAUCGCCAAACGGAGAUCUUUGCGGCCCAACUGAAUAGGGGUUACAUGAAUAUGCCCGAGUUCCAGGAAGCCUUCAAGUGUGAAGCCGAAAAGCCCAUGAAUCCCUCGUCCAGAUGCAUGAUCAAUAUGUGUGAAUAAGUUGUUGUCCUAAGCAAUAAUAUAAGAGUUGUUUUGAUUUUUAAAAUGUAAAUUCCCUUAAAAGCCAUUUAUAUUUAAAAUGUUUGUGAUAUUUUAUAAACAAAAGACGUAUAAUAGUUAUAAUCGCCAAGUUAUCAGAAAAUAACUAUGUUAUCAUAAUUAUUAAAGUAAAAAGACUAUUAAAAUGCUUGUUUAAUCCAAAAGAAGACAUUCUGCAUCCCCUAAAUAUUUAAUAGUUUUUACAUAUGCACAUUAGCUAUAAAUAUUUUAAUGGAUUUGACAAUAUUGCCAAUCUCAAGCACAUACAUAUGUCGCUCGUUUAAAGACACAGCCGGGAAAUGCCGGUCCAUCUAACCAUUUAUUCGCAUUUUGUUUGACAUUCCAAAGAACAUAUUGGCUCUUAUAUAUACGAUAGUUUAUGUAUAGUUUUCUUGCGAGUGGAUUUCGAGAGGAAAAUCGUGGGCGUUCUAGACACACGUACCGGUAAUAAAUUGAAAAAGCAUCAAAAACCA